Messenger RNA from Brachypodium distachyon (stiff brome), 675 nucleotides. RefSeq names its product acyl-CoA-binding domain-containing protein 1. Gene Ontology annotation, molecular function: fatty-acyl-CoA binding. The transcript has 4 exons. The coding region runs from base 147 to 431 and encodes 94 amino acids. Gene Ontology annotation, biological process: fatty acid metabolic process. Lineage: Eukaryota; Viridiplantae; Streptophyta; Magnoliopsida; Poales; Poaceae. The record is from RefSeq and is a predicted model, not a curated record.
AACUUCUUGCCUUGUCCGUAUGGCCUUUAUAUAAAAACUCGCCUCGAAGCCAAAGCCUUUGAACCACUCGAUCGCCCUCCUCCUUGGAUUCCUCGAUCUCCCCUUCGAACUCGAAUCAAAUCGAAGGCGACGAGAGCAGCUUCGACAUGGGCUUGCAGGAGGAGUUUGAGGAGCACGCGGAGAAGGCCAAGACCUUGCCUGACACGACCACCAACGAGAACAAGCUGCUGCUCUAUGGGCUCUACAAGCAGGCCACCGUCGGCCCAGUCAACACCGCCCGGCCCGGCUUUUUCGACCUCAAGGGAAAGGCCAAAUGGGAUGCUUGGAAGGUCCUCGAAGGUAAAUCCAAAGAGGAAGCGAUGACUGACUACAUCACCAAGGUGAAGCAGCUGCUGGAGGAGGCUACUGCUGCUGCUGCAUCCACUUCAUAGGCUGCAAAAAUACAAUUAGUACCAUACACAUGGGGCCGCAGACAUAAACACAGUUAAAUUGUUGCUUGUCAAACUUAUCGUCGUGAAUAACUUUUAUAUUAGGACUGUAAUUAAGCUUUGUGAUACAUGAAAGCUCACCCUCGGUUUACGCCUUGAUUAUUCUUGUAUCGAGGGUUCUUAUAAGGGUUUGGUAAUACAUGGUACCGAUCACCGGUCAGGAAGAACAACCGUGUAACGGUUCCAA